This is a messenger RNA of Puma concolor (puma), 1488 nucleotides long. NCBI's taxonomy places the organism in Eukaryota, Metazoa, Chordata, Mammalia, Carnivora, Felidae. The record is from RefSeq and is a predicted model, not a curated record.
AUGAGGCGGGAGCGGGCGGGCCUCUUCGUCGGCGUGGUCUUCUGGGCGCCGGCCCGCCUUACUGACGCGCGGCGACGGGGGCCCAGCUGCCAGCAGUACCUCCUGAGGCGCGCCAACGGCAGCGCGGCGGCAGGGCCGUCGCUGCGCCGACCCGCUCAUGCCGUCCUCAACCGCUCGGCGCCGCUCGUGCCCUGCCAGGGGCGGCGUGGCGGUAUCGUAGACCCCUCCACCAUCGUCAGCGAGUUUGACCUCGUGUGUGUCAAUGCUUGGAUGCUGGACCUCACACAAGCCAUCCUAAACCUGGGCUUCCUGGCCGGAGCCUUCACCUUGGGUUAUGCGGCGGACAGGUACGGCAGGAUAGUCAUUUACUUAAUAUCCUGCUUCGGUGUUGGCGUCACCGGUGUUGUGGUGGCGUUCGCACCAAAUUUCCCCGUGUUUGUGACCUUCCGCUUCCUACAAGGUGUGUUUGGAAAGGGCACGUGGAUGACCUGCUACGUGAUCGUAACAGAAAUAGUAGGUUCAAAGCAAAGGAGAAUUGUGGGGAUAGUAGUCCAAAUGUUCUUCACCCUUGGAAUCAUAAUUCUCCCUGGAAUUGCCUACUUUAUCCCCAGUUGGCAAGGGAUCCAGCUAGCCAUAACGCUGCCCAGCUUUCUCUUCCUCCUUUAUUACUGGGUGGUUCCUGAAUCUCCUCGCUGGCUGAUUACUCGGAAGAAAGGAGAUAAAGCAUUAAAAAUUCUGAGGAACAUUGCCAAAUGCAAUGGGAAGUAUCUCUCACCAAAUUACUCAGAGAUCACUGUUACAGAUGAGGAAGUUAGUAACCCAUCCUUUUUAGAUCUGGUGAGGACUCCCCAAAUGAGGAAGUGCACACUUAUUCUUAUGUUUGCUUGGUUCACAAGUGCCGUGGUUUAUCAAGGACUCGUCAUGCGCCUGGGGAUUAUAGGAGGCAACCUGUAUAUCGACUUCUUCAUCUCGGGAGUUGUGGAGUUGCCUGCAGCCCUCUUGAUCUUACUGACCAUUGAGCGUUUUGGACGCCGCCUUCCCUUUGCAGGAAGCAACAUGGUGGCAGGCGUGGCCUGCCUUGUCACCGCAUUCUUACCAGAAGCUGGGAUACCGUGGUUGAGAACCACAGUGGCUACCCUGGGAAGACUAGGGAUUACCAUGGCCUUUGAAAUUGUUUAUUUGGUAAAUUCAGAAUUGUACCCAACAACAUUACGAAACUUCGGAGUUUCUCUCUGCUCGGGUUUAUGUGAUUUUGGGGGAAUCAUAGCCCCAUUUCUGCUCUUCCGGCUGGCGGCCAUUUGGUUAGAACUACCUCUUAUCAUCUUUGGUAUCCUGGCAUCUGUCUGCGGCGGGCUCGUGAUGCUGUUGCCUGAAACCAAGGGUAUCGCCUUGCCAGAAACAGUGGACGAUGUAGAAAAACUUGGCAGUCCAUAUUCCUACAAAUGUGGCAGGAAAAAGAAAACCCAAGUUUGCAGCUCGCACCUUUGA